AUGCGUAAAUCAUUCAUUUUUAUCGUUGCGCCUGAUAGUACAGCUACCGGUGAAGUCUUAGGCGUGGAACAAGACCGGCCCUUACUCGUUAAUUCAUGUCGUGCCAGGGUGACCCUCGGACUACCACGUGUUGCCGAAGUCAAGGUAGACAUACCGCUUUACUAG
This is a messenger RNA of Plasmopara halstedii, 165 nucleotides long. RefSeq lists its product as uncharacterized. The transcript is spliced from 2 exons. The record is from RefSeq and is a predicted model, not a curated record. Lineage: Eukaryota; Oomycota; Peronosporomycetes; Peronosporales; Peronosporaceae. The coding region runs from base 1 to 165 and encodes 54 amino acids.